AUGGUAAAACAAGAUGCUCUAGAGGAGGUCGCUAAGCAAACCCAAGAUCAUGCAUCAGAAGAUGCUCACCAUCCCGCUGAUAAUGAGGAGCCAGUCAAUCCUGAUCCAUUCCACUCAGUGCCAACAACUGAAUGCCAAGAAACUAAGCUUCACCUCUCAACCUUACUAAUAACCCCGCAACCCACAGAGCCACUGGAGUCACCUAGGAGGGAAUAUCUGCCACCUGAGUCAGUUGAUUCUAUCACGGCCACGCCUAGCUACAAGCUGCCCAGGAGGGAACCACGCCCAACUGCCCUAGAGGGGACCACUGCCACAACUGCUGACCCCCUCACUGUAUUAUUCCUCCAGGUUCGGUUUGAGCUCACAUUCUUUGCUCUAAAUCCCGAAUUAAAUGUUGUGGCUCCUUGGAGAGAAUGGGAUAUUACAGGGAGAGAAGAUGCUAUUGAAUAUGAUAAGAAGCAUAAUGUGCCUGUACCGGUGACAAAGAAAUCGAUGUACAGCAGAGACAGGAACUUAUGGCACUUGAGCCAUGAGGGAGAUAUCUUGGAGGAUCCAGCAAAUGAACCGAAGAAAGAUAUGUACAUGAUGAGUGUUGACCCAGAAGAUGCACCUGAUGAACCACAAUAUGUGGAAAUCGGAAUUGAUUCAGGCAUCCCUGUUUCACUUAAUGGAAGGACUCUUUCACCGGCUUCUCUUCUUGCCGAACUCAAUGAAAUUGGUGGGAGACAUGAGAUUUGCCGCUUUGACAUGGUUGAAAACCGGCUUGUUGGUAUGAAGAGUCGUGGAGUCUAUGAAACUCCCGGUGGUACCAUCCUAUUCAACGCUGUGGGUGAACUGGAGUCCCUAACCCUUGACCGGGAAACCAUCCAAGUUAAAGACUCACUUGCCCUCAAGUAUGCUGAGUUAGUUUAUGCAGGAAGGUGGUUCGACCUGUUGGUAAUGCUCAAUUUGUAA
Messenger RNA from Hibiscus syriacus, 954 nucleotides. Its product is annotated as argininosuccinate synthase, chloroplastic-like. Gene Ontology annotation, molecular function: argininosuccinate synthase activity; ATP binding. Gene Ontology annotation, biological process: L-arginine biosynthetic process; urea cycle. NCBI's taxonomy places the organism in Eukaryota, Viridiplantae, Streptophyta, Magnoliopsida, Malvales, Malvaceae. Gene Ontology annotation, cellular component: cytoplasm. The record is from RefSeq and is a predicted model, not a curated record.